Racocetra fulgida is the source of this 6298-nucleotide messenger RNA. NCBI's taxonomy places the organism in Eukaryota, Fungi, Glomeromycota, Glomeromycetes, Diversisporales, Gigasporaceae. The record is from the annotation of a GenBank genome assembly.
AUGACAGAUACAAUCGGUGAAUUAGUUAAAAUUAGGUGGAACAAUUUGAAAGUAGCACCCAGAGGAAACGUGCGAGAAUUCGUCGAAAAACAUAAUGGACAUACAGUUAUCACAAAAAUUCUAAUAGCAAAUAAUGGCAUCGCUGCCGUAAAAGAAAUUCGUUCCAUCAGAAAAUGGGCUUAUGAGAUAUUUGGAGAUGAACGUUCUAUCGAAUUCACUGUUAUGGCCACACCUGAAGAUUUGAAAAUAAACGCUGAAUAUAUUCGAAUGGCCGAUCAAUACAUUGAAGUUCCUGGUGGUUCUAAUAACAAUAAUUAUGCCAACGUACCUCUAAUUGUCGAUAUAGCUGAGCGAACAGGCGUUCAUGCUAAUCCUCGCUUACCUGAAGCGCUUGCACAAUGUAAAAAUAAAAUCGUAUUUAUAGGCCCUCCUGGUUCUGCUAUGCGUUCUCUUGGUGAUAAAAUAUCUUCAACCAUCGUGGCUCAAUCGGCUAAUGUGCCUACGAUGGAGUGGAGUGGUAGUGGUAUUAAUGAGACUGAAUUUGAUGAUGAUGGUCAUGUUAUGGUUCCAGAUGAUGUUUUUGAGAAAGCAUGUGUAAAGGAUGCUGAGGAUGGUUUGAUCAGAGCUAAUAAAAUAGGGUUUCCGGUUAUGAUCAAAGCUUCAGAGGGUGGUGGUGGCAAAGGUAUACGUAAAGUUGAGAAUCCUGAGAACUUCAAACAGGCUUUUGCACAAGUUCGAGGUGAAGUUCCUGGUUCUCCAAUUUUCAUCAUGAAACUUGCUGGUAAUGCUCGCCAUUUAGAAGUUCAGGUUCUUGCUGAUCAAUAUGGUAAUGCAAUUUCACUAUUUGGCCGUGACUGUUCUGUACAACGGCGUCAUCAAAAAAUUAUUGAAGAGGCUCCAGUAACUAUAGCAAACCACGAUACUUUUAAGGCCAUGGAACAAGCUGCUGUUCGAUUGGCUAAGUUAGUUGGCUAUGUUAGCGCUGGCACAGUAGAAUAUCUUUAUUCUGAUGAUGAUUUCUUUUGUUUUCUUGAAUUAAAUCCGAGGUUACAAGUCGAACACCCAACUACCGAGAUGGUUUCUGGUGUAAAUUUACCUGCUGCUCAAUUACAAAUAGCAAUGGGAAUACCUCUUCAUCAAAUUCGUGACAUACGUGUGCUUUAUGGUUUGGACCAUAAUGGUACGUCAGAAAUUGAUUUUGAUUUUUCAAAACCGGAAUCCUUGCAAACACAAAGAAAACCUGCUCCUAAAGGACACGUAAUUGCUGUCAGAAUUACCGCUGAAAAUCCUGAUGCUGGUUUCAAACCUAGUAGUGGAAUGGUACAUGAAUUAAAUUUCAGAAGUAGUACUAAUGUUUGGGGUUACUUUUCGGUAAAUUCCGCUGGAGGUCUUCAUGAAUUUGCGGAUUCUCAAUUUGGUCAUAUUUUUGCCUAUGGCGAAAAUCGACAACAAUCACGCAAAAACAUGAUAAUUGCUCUUAAAGAACUAUCGAUUCGUGGUGACUUUAGAACUACUGUUGAAUAUUUGAUAAAAUUGCUAGAGACAAAUACGUUUGAGGAAAAUAAGUUUACAACAGGAUGGUUGGACACAUUGAUAUCUGCUGAACACUUAACGGUAGAGAGACCAGACAAGAUGCUCGCUAUUAUGUGUGGUGCGGUUGCGAAAGCUUACACUAAGUCACAAGAAUCUUUAGCAGAAUAUAAACGUUUCUUAGAAAAAGGCCAGAUUCCUAGCAAGGAUAUUUUACAAACUGUUUUUACCAUUGAUUUUAUAUAUGAGGGUGUUCAAUAUAAAUUUACUGCUAUGCAGUCCGCUCCUUAUUCCUUCAUUCUAUAUUUAAAUGGUUCUAAGACUCAAGUUUCAGUCCGAGCUCUUUCAGAUGGUGGUCUUUUAGUGUUAUUGGAUGGCAAAAGUCAUACGUGUUAUUUCCGUGAAGAGGUCCAAGCGACUCGUUUGAUGAUUGAUGGUAAAACUUGUUUGUUAGAACAAGAAAAUGAUCCAACCCAACUUCGUUCUCCAUCUCCUGGAAAACUUGUAAGGUUCUUGGUUGAAUCUGGCGCUCACGUUCAUAGUGGUGAUGCUUAUGCUGAGAUAGAGGUGAUGAAAAUGUAUAUGCCUUUGAUUGUUACUGAAGAUGGUGUCGUACAAUUUAUAAAACAAGCAAAUUCAACACUUGAAGCUGGCGAUAUUAUUGGUAUUCUUACUCUAGAUGAUCCAAGUCAUGUUCGUCAUGCAGCUCCUUAUGAAGGCCAGCUUCCUUUAAUGAGCCCACCAGUUAUAAUAGGUGACAAGGCUCAUCAAAGAUACGUUGAGGUUAAACAGAAUCUUGAAAACAUCUUGGACGGUUAUGAUGAUCACACAAAAUUACAAAGUAGUGUUAAAGAAAUAAUCGAUCUUCUUAGAAAUCCUGAACUGCCUUAUUUGGAAUUUAAUUCUGUUUUAUCAACACUUCCCGGAAGGAUUCCAACCAAGCUUUAUGCUACUCUGCAAGAUGAAACUGCUAAACAAGAUCACGAGUUUCCUGCAAAACAUCUUAAACAAUUGAUCGAUAAUUAUUCGCGAGAUUUUGUUGCUCUUGGUGAUUCUUCAACUUUUACAUCAUCAAUAAGUCCUUUAAUGGAGUAUCAUGAAGUUGAAGCAUUAUUUUCGGACUCUAAUAAACGUGAAGAGGAGGUUAUCCUUGCUCUGCGUGACACUUAUAAGAACGAUCUAGAUAAAGUGAUUAAAAUUGUCUUGUCACAUUCAAAAGUUAGUGCAAAAAACACUACGACUAGUGUUUCACUUAAAGCUCGUGAAUUAUUAAUAAAUUGUCAACUACCAUCAUAUGAAGAACGAUCUGUACAGAUGGAACAAAUUCUUAAAGCAGCUGUUAUUGAGAGUCAUUAUGGUGACGAUGGUUAUGACUAUCGUACUCCAAGUUAUGAUUCUCUCAAAGAACUUAUUGACACGCGAUUUGCAGUAUUUGACGUUUUGCCAAAUUUCUUUUACCAUAAUGAUGCAUGGAUUAGUCUUGCUGCAUUAGAAGUAUACGCCAGACGUGCAUAUCGUGUUUAUCAACUUAUGGACUUUGAAUAUUACCCGGAACAAGUUCCUUAUAUGAUUUCCUGGAAGUUUAUACUUCAAAACAAUAACCCAGAGACAACAAAACCAUUAUCUCCAUUAAAGCCACAAUCUUCACCCUACCGUAUGUCACGUGUUGUAUCUAUAUCUGAUUUAAGCUACAUAACCUCACGCACAGACAACGACGAUGAACAUGUCCGCGUUGGUGUGAUGAUUUCGUGCACUUCUAACGCAGAAAUUGAACAAAACUUUCCACGUAUUUUCGAUGUAUUUCGUCAAAAUGGACGUCGAGCACAAGAUCUAACAGAUAGCAUUGCCAAUAAUAUCAUUAAUAUUGCAUUGAGAUUGGAUGAUGACCCAUUAGAAGAUGAAAUUCUUAAAAGGGAUUUACAGCCUAUAGUUCAGCGUCAUACAGUUGAGCUCCGAGAACACGGAAUUAAACGUGUCACAAUUGUCUUGUUCAGAAAAGGCCAGUAUCCGGGCUAUUUUACUUUUCGCGAAGCCAAUAAUUUUGCUGAAGAUCAAACCAUUCGACAUAUUGAACCAGCCAUGGCAUAUGAACUUGAACUUUCAAGGUUAUCUAAAUUUGACAUCAAACCUUGCGCUACUGAUAACAGGCAAAUUCGCGUGUAUUAUGCAAUAGGCAAAGAAAACACCUCGGACUGCAGAUUCUUUGUUCGUGCUUUAGCUGUUAAAAACUUUAUUGACAGGCAUGGAAAAAGGUUAUGGAGAUUGCGUGUUACUGGUGCUGAAGCUCGGUUUAAAGUUGAAGAUCCUAUAAAAGGCAAUCAAUAUCCUCUUCGCGUAAUCAUCAAUAACGUUUCUGGUUAUGUUGUUAAAAUAGAGACUUACCAAGAGGUCAAAACUGAGGGCGAUACUACAAUUCUUAAAUCAAUUGGAAAAAUAGGAUCUAUGCACCUGCAACCAACACUUACUCCUUAUUCAACCAAAGAAUGGCUGCAACCAAGACGUUUUAAAGCUCAUCUUAUGGGUACUACAUAUGUUUACGAUUUUCCCGAGUUAUUCCGGCAAGCAGUUCGUACACAAUGGAAUCGAGCUAUUCAUAAUUGUCCUGAAUUGAAAUGCCCAACAGAUAUACUAGAGGCUAAAGAAUUAGUUAUAGAUGAAAAAGGCCAACUGCAAGAAGUUGAUCGUUCUCCUGGUACCAAUUCAUUUGGUAUGGUAGCAUGGAUGCUUACAUUAUUUACACCAGAAUAUCCAAGAGGCCGCAAAAUUGUUGUAAUUGCAAAUGAUAUUACAUAUCAAAUCGGCUCAUUUGGUCCUGCUGAAGAUUUAUUCUUUGCCAAAGCUACAGAACUUGCAAGAAAGUUGGGAAUCCCAAGAGUAUAUCUUUCAGCUAAUUCUGGAGCCAGGAUUGGGUUGGCAGACGAGAUAAUUAACCAUUUCAAAGUUUCCUGGGUUGACGAAAAUAAUCCUAGUAAAGGAGUUAAUUAUCUAUACCUUGAUUCUGAAACUUACAAGCAAUUGAACCAGAAUAGGCAAAAAUCUGUAAUUGUUGAAGAAUUAGUUGAAGACGGCGUUACUGACGGACUUGGUGUAGAGUCUUUGAAAGGUUCAGGAUUAAUAGCUGGUGCAACUUCGCGUGCAUACGAAGAUAUAUUUACUAUUACCCUCGUUACUUGCCGCAUCGGCGCAUAUUUAGUCCGUCUUGGUCAGCGAACAAUCCAGAAUGAAGGACAACCAAUUAUACUUACAGGUGCAUCAGCUUUAAAUAAGGUGCUUGGUAGAGAAGUUUACACAUCAAACCUACAGCUUGGAGGUACACAAAUUAUGUACAGAAAUGGUGUAUCUCAUAUUACUGCUCAGAAUGAUUUGGAAGGCAUUACAAAGAUUAUUCAAUGGCUCUCUUAUAUACCGGCAUCUAAAAGUUUACCUGUGCCCAUAUUUCCCAAUUCUGAUACUUGGGACCGAGAGAUUGAUUAUAUGCCACCUAAAGGGCCGUACGACCCUCGUUGGUUAAUUACUGGAAAAUACGAAUCCGAUAAAUGGAUUAGUGGAUUUUUUGACCGUAAUUCAUUCGUAGAAACGCUUGGUAAUUGGGCUAAAACAGUUGUUGUUGGUCGUGCGCGGCUUGGCGGAGUCCCUAUGGGUGUAAUUGCGGUUGAAACACGCGUAGUAGAACAUAUAGUUCCCGCUGAUCCUGCUAAUUCCGAAUCUCAACAGCAAGUAAUGAAAGAAGCAGGUCAAGUUUGGUAUCCAAAUUCAGCCUAUAAAACUGCACAAGCUAUUAAUGAUUUUAACAAAGGUGAACAGUUACCUCUAAUGAUCUUUGCAAACUGGCGUGGAUUUUCUGGUGGUCAACGUGAUAUGUUCUUAGAAAUUUUGAAGUAUGGUUCAUAUAUUGUCGACGCACUCACAAAUUACAAACAACCCGUUUUUGUCUAUAUUGUACCAAACGGAGAGCUUCGUGGAGGUGCGUGGGUGGUAGUAGAUCCAUCAAUUAAUGAAGACAUGAUGGAAAUGUAUGCUGAUGCAAAAUCAAGAGCUGGUGUUCUCGAACCUGAGGGAAUUGUUGAGAUCAAAUAUCGAAAACCUCAACUACUUGCUACAAUGGAACGUUUAGAUGAAACAUAUCGUAAUCUUAAAAAAUCGUUAGAAGACCCUUCAAAAACUGAGAUGGAAAAAUCUGAAAUUAAGAUGCUUUUGGAGGCUCGAGAAAAUGAAUUACUUCCUGUUUAUUCUCAAAUUGCUUUACAAUUUGCAGAUUUACACGAUACACCUGGUAGAAUGAAGGCUAAAAAUACAAUUAGGAAAGUUUUGGAAUGGCGAGAAGCUAGAAGAUUUUUCUAUUGGCGUGUGAGAAGACGGUUACAUGAAGAAUAUAUAUUUAAAAAAUUGAGUGCUGCUAAUCCUAAUCUUUCAAAGACCCAAAUGAAAGGUUACUUAGCUACAUGGUUUUACGAUGAUGUUGGAGAAGAAUUAGAUUGGGAGGAAUCAGAUGUUGAAAUUGUGUAUUGGUUCGAUAAAAUGCUUAGCAAUUUAGAAACAAAUACCCAUAAUAUUGACGUCGAAUAUAAUGAUACUGAUGGUGGUGAAACAUCUAGUAAAUCGUUGUCAUUAAUUGAAUCGCGAAUUGAAAGUAUAAGAAACGAAGCAAUAGCUCAACAAAUAUUUGAAUUAGGAAAGACCAAUAUACAGGCCGUUUUAGAUGGAAUAUCUUCAUUAUUAGAACAUUUAGAUCCAGAAGAAAAAACGAAUAUCUUAAAACAAUUGGCUG